GUCCACACAGUGACCCUUGCCCCAGGCCUGUCACAGCAGGGACGGGAGCCUCUGUCCUCGGCCGCACCAUGGCCAACCCACUGCACCUCGUCCUGCUCGGCGCCGCCCUGGCCGGCCUCCUGCUGCCCGGGAGCAGUGUGUUCGUCAGCCGGCAGCGCGCCAACGACGUGCUGGCGAGGGCGCGGAGGGCGAACUCCUUCCUGGAGGAGAUGAAGAAAGGAAACCUGGAGAGGGAGUGCAUUGAGGAGAACUGCUCCUUCGAGGAGGCCCGCGAAGUCUUCGAGGACGACGCGAAAGCGAAUGAGUUCUGGAACAAAUACAUAGAUGGCGACCAGUGUGAGAGCAAUCCGUGCCAGAACCGGGGCACGUGUAAAGAUGGCCUCGGGGUGUACACGUGCUCCUGUGUGGAAGGCUACGAAGGCAAAGACUGCGAACUGUUCACACGCAAACUGUGCAGCCUGGACAACGGGGGCUGCGACCAGUUCUGCAAGGAGGAGGAGAACUCAGUGCUGUGCUCCUGCGCCAGCGGGUACACCCUGGGUGACAACGGCAAGUCCUGCGUCUCCACAGAGCUCUUCCCCUGUGGGAAAGUCACCCUGGGACGUAGGAAGAGGUCGCCGGCCACAAACAGCAGCGAGGGCCCCCCGGAAGGCCCGGGUCCGGAGCAGCACGACGACGACAACCUGACCACCACUGAGGACCCUUUCAACCUGCUGGGCUCCCUGGAGCCGGCGCCCGAGGACGACAGCAGCAGCGUGGUGCGCAUCGUGGGCGGCCAGGACUGCAGAGACGGCGAGUGCCCCUGGCAGGCGCUCCUGGUCAAUGAGGAUAAUGAAGGGUUCUGUGGGGGCACGAUCCUGAGCGAGUACCACGUCCUCACGGCAGCCCACUGCCUGCACCAGGCCAAGAGAUUCAAGGUGAGAGUAGGGGACCGGGACAUGGAGCGCGAGGAGGGCAACGAGGAGGCCCACGAGGUGGAGGUGGUCGUGAAACACAACAGGUUUGUGAAGGAGACGUACGACUUCGACAUCGCCAUGCUCAGGCUGAAGACGCCCAUCACCUUCCGCAGGAACGUGGCCCCCGCCUGCCUGCCCCAGCAGGACUGGGCCGAGUCCACGCUGAUGACCCAGAAGACGGGCAUCGUGAGCGGCUUCGGCCGCACGCACGAGAUGGGCCGCCUGUCCACCACCCUCAAGAUGCUCGAGGUGCCCUACGUGGACCGCAACAGCUGCAAGCUGUCCAGCAGCUUCACCAUCACCCAGAACAUGUUCUGCGCCGGCUACGACGCCAGGCCCGAGGACGCCUGCCAGGGGGACAGCGGGGGCCCCCACGUCACCCGCUUCAAGGACACCUACUUUGUGACGGGCAUCGUCAGCUGGGGGGAGGGGUGCGCGAGGAAGGGGAAGUUUGGGGUCUACACCAAGGUCAGCAACUUCCUCAGGUGGAUCGAGAAGUCGAUGAGGGCCAGGGCUGCCCCUGCAGCCGAGGCAGCCAGGACCCCGGGGCCCACAAGCCCACCAUUAAAGUGAGCCCCUCCUGA
Molecule: messenger RNA, 1540 nt
Organism: Lepus europaeus (European hare)
Lineage: Eukaryota; Metazoa; Chordata; Mammalia; Lagomorpha; Leporidae
Gene: F10
Product: coagulation factor X
Exons: 8
Coding region: 69-1529 (486 amino acids)
Biological process (GO): blood coagulation; proteolysis
Cellular component (GO): extracellular region
Molecular function (GO): serine-type endopeptidase activity; calcium ion binding
Source: RefSeq, a predicted model, not a curated record